CCGCCCCGCCGGUAGCCUAGAAAAGCGGUGCCGGGGGCCAGGAGCUGCUCGAAGGCACCGAGGGUUUCCCCCGUCGACCAUGAAGAACCCGGUGCCACAGGCGGCCUCGCUGCUGCUGGAGAAGCUGAUGCUCCUCGUCCACAUCCGGCCAUUGCCCGCGGGCUCCGGCGGGGAAACGCCACCGCCUGCACCCGGCUACUACGACACCAGCUGCUUCAAGCGAGGAGACCUGCUGGAGGUGCCCCGCACCCUCUUCAUCCACUUCGGCAUAUACCUGGGCGAGAACCGCGUCGCCCACUUGAUGCCCGACAUCCUGCCCUCCAUCACCAGCGACCGUCGGCAGAUCCAGCAGGUGGUGACCAACAAGCGGCUUAUCCUGGGCGUCAUCGCCAGGACGGCCAGCGUCCGGGUGGACACGGUGGAGGACUUCGCCUACGGCGGCAGCAUCCUGGUCAACCACAUGGACCGGCUCUUCGAGGACCAGGUGCUGAGCAGUGAGGAGGCGGCCCGCCGGGCAGAGAAGCUGGUGGGCGCCACGGCCUACAGCCUGCUCUGGAACAACUGCGAGCACUUCGUCACCUACUGCCGAUACGGAGCCCCCGUCAGCUUCCAGACCGACAAGUUCUGUGAGACUGUGAAGAUGAUUAUUCGGGACCAGAGGAGCGUUCUCGCAUCGGUGCUUGUGGGACUAGCGUCAAUAGUCUGCCUAGGUGUGGCACCCGCCACCACGCUCCCCACUAUCUUCAUUCCCUUCUUUCUGUGGAUGGCUGGCUAACAGCCUUCCUGGAGUCUUCCAUCCAGCGUCUGUAUAUAAGAUGUAUACUACUGUAUUUAUGAAAGCACACAUUACUCACUGGCAUCAUGUAAAGUUUCUUAACUUUGUGCACCAUUUUAAAAUACAACUUUGUCUAGAACACAGUGCACAAGGCAUAGCUUACUGUGUAAGCCAAAUAACAGAUUUCCUGAAAAUCUUGGUAUAUUUUAACACACCUUUAAAUCAUGGAAAAAGUAGGGUUGCGAUGCAGUUCUGCUCCUUGUCUUUAGCCAGAAAUGAUUCUUAUAACAUCCUUCACGUUCUUCAGUUUUUUAGCUGCAUACCUGGGUGCCAUAACUAUUAAUAAAAAUGGAUGAUGGAGUUCCACAUAGCGAUGGAAAUGGAGAACAAACUUCUUACCUCUUCCUUUAUAGAUAUAGUGUAUAUUCAGAAAUUACUGUCUCCAUUCCUAAAAUACUCCUUGGUGGAAAUGCAAGUAAAUUGACUCUUUUUGAUUGCAAAGAAGAAAAGCCAACCCUGAGCUGGGUGCUGCAGGAGCACAUUUGGCCUGACCAGUUAAAGUCAUUUCCCUUUUGGGAAAUGUUCAGAAAUCUGUCAUUUGCAUUAACUGUGUAAACACUUGCUACCUUAUUGAACAACUUUUAAAUUCGGUUAGCGAUAAGGAAAGGUGGCAAUUCCUCACCAAUUUCUUUGCCAGUGAUAGUGGCUAAUAUAAAUGGCUACAGAGGGAUUUAGGAGCCAUAGGAAGAAAUUUGCUUGCUUUAUGUCAACUAGUGAUGUAAAGAUGUUUGGACAUUUCCAUCAUUCCAGGGCACAUGGCAGGGAGGAGGAGGACAGACACCAAUUUAGUUCCUACCAGUCCUCAGCAGUGGAACCUGUGUAGGUGCUGUAAAGUAUCAGGGAUCAUUGGAGCAGUUUCUGUGGUGGCUAUAUUAUGAUUUUGGAUAUUGCCUUAAAACACUUUCUCAAUGAAAGACAACAUGUCUUCCUAUACUCAUCUCUUAUAAGUAUUCACUUUCAAGCAUUUAGCUGGUGCUAGAAACGUUUUAUCUUCAAUGCUGAGGCCUUUCAGUUUAUCAAGAAUGUAUAAAGUCGGAUUUGAAAUCAAGUUCCUGUAGGCAAUUAUUUAAAUGUUAAAAACCUUUGCUAUUGUUUUUAUUAGCAAGGUCUUUUAUGUAUGCAGAGAAAUUGUUCAGCUUCUGGAAUGCCUUGUGUGCAUACAUGUGCUUACUUGUUCACAUGCUGUGCUUGCCUUCCUUCUAGUUAAAUAUGAUGGUGUCUUCACCAAGGAACUCAACCUCAGAUUUACUUCUAUUAAUGGUGUGCAGUGUCCUGCCAUCAGCUCUGUUGCUGAAACGGCCACUUGCCCAUUUUUAGAGAGACUCCUUUUAACUGUGUUAUAAACCCCCUCCUCCUUCCUCUAGACCUUACAAAUGCUUGAAGGUUGGAUUUUUAGAACGGAGAGUCUACUUGGCUAUUCUCUAAUUGUCAUCUUCUGGCUGCUCCACCAUAAACGACAAAGAAUGUAAAGACUGGGGUGAAAUUCCAGCUCAUAGGAAAGAGCAGCAUGACUCCUGCUGCCAUCAAAUAGGGGAUUUCAGCCCAGCUUUCACAUGUUCAGUCGGCAGCUCAGCUCCAAGCAGCUGGAUAUCAAUUACUGCUGGAUUCUUGUAAACAACUUCUAUUCUGCUUUGAAAGACUGCAAUGCUCAGUGUAACUGUUUCUGGUAAACUUUUGAAAUUAAGGUGUUUUUUAAUUAAUAUAAGUUACUUUUUCAUAGAGUAUGCAUUAGUAAUAUGUGCAUAAACUCCAAUGUGGUUUUUUUACUUGCUGUGAAUAAGGCAUGAGCUGUAGUCAUAACUGUAAUUAUAUACAUUUUAUUCAUUUAAAAAUGUCUGUUGACCUCUUGAAAUUGAGUAUAAUGCUGUAGCAUUACUCUAAGAUAUCCCAGUAGGGUACUGAACAGGCCAUUAACAUGCAGUUACAUGGUGUCUGAUUACAGGUGGGCUUUCCUUUUACCUUUUAUUUAAUUGGGAUUUAUAAGAAUUCCAGUAAUUCUUACGAUCCACAUAUACGAUAAACAACAGGGUCAUGACCAGUAACUGAAUCACAUGUGGGACUCUUGGAAGGCAGAGAAAUGUUCCUGCUCUAGCUUCAGUAUCAAAGGACCUGUGCUCCUGCACUGCUAACACUGUUGAGUAAAAAGCAUCCAGAUUGACUACAUUGGGAUUUUUAUAGGUAUCUAUGAAAGAAAUGAAAGCAGUUCCUUGCAAGCUUUCAGAUGUAUCAGUAGAGAAUUUUCCUUCUACAUAUAAAGUUUUAAACUUA
Molecule: messenger RNA, 3103 nt
Organism: Vidua chalybeata
Lineage: Eukaryota; Metazoa; Chordata; Aves; Passeriformes; Viduidae
Gene: LRAT
Product: lecithin retinol acyltransferase
Exons: 2
Coding region: 80-775 (231 amino acids)
Biological process (GO): retinol metabolic process
Molecular function (GO): phosphatidylcholine-retinol O-acyltransferase activity
Source: RefSeq, a predicted model, not a curated record